AUGGCUGCGCCGGUCGUACGGUUCCCCCUCCUCCCGGCGGUGAGAAUAAUCGGAAUCGCUGUCGCGGCGCUAGUUCUAACAUGGGCCGUGCGUUACAGGGGCGGCCUGGCCCUCGUGUCCGAAAAUAAAGAUCAAAUUUUCAACGUUCAUCCUGUACUAAUGGUGGUCAGCCUCGUGCUUCUGAAUGGCGAAGCCAUGCUAGCUUACAAGACUGUAUCAGGAACAAAAAGCUUCAAAAAACUUGUACAUCUUUCCCUCCAAUUCCUCGCUUUCUGUUUAAGCGCCAUUGGGUUGUGGGCUGCAUGGAAAUUUCACAUUGAUAAAGGCAUCGAUAACUUCUAUAGCCUCCACUCGUGGCUUGGCCUGAGCUGUCUUCUCUUAUUUGCAGUCCAGUGGGGUGCUGGAUUUGUAACCUUUUGGUAUCCCGGUGGAUCAAGAAACAGCCGGUCGAGGCUGCUGACAUGGCACGUAUUCAUUGGAAUCUACAUUUACGCACUCGCCAUAGCUGCUUGCACGACCGGUUUUCUAGAGAAAGUAACAUUUCUUCAGACGAGUAAAGUGAUAACACGUUACUCGUCAGAGGCAUUACUUGUCAACUGUUUGGGGAUAUUGAUUGUUGUCUUGUCCGGUUUCGUUAUUCUUGGCGUUUUGUCGAAAGGUGAUGUUCCCAGAGGAAUAGCUGAAUGA
Messenger RNA from Striga hermonthica, 687 nucleotides. Lineage: Eukaryota; Viridiplantae; Streptophyta; Magnoliopsida; Lamiales; Orobanchaceae. The record is from the annotation of a GenBank genome assembly.